Messenger RNA from Rhizophagus irregularis DAOM 181602=DAOM 197198, 2049 nucleotides. RefSeq lists its product as uncharacterized. Gene Ontology annotation, cellular component: cytoplasm. NCBI's taxonomy places the organism in Eukaryota, Fungi, Glomeromycota, Glomeromycetes, Glomerales, Glomeraceae. Gene Ontology annotation, biological process: signal transduction; protein phosphorylation. The record is from RefSeq and is a predicted model, not a curated record. Gene Ontology annotation, molecular function: protein kinase activity; ATP binding.
AAUUAAUAUAGUAAAAUGGAACUCGUAAAUACAAAUGAUGAAAUUUUUUUUGACCCAACACCAAGAUUAAAAUCUAGUCCUAUACCAAUUAAAUUUAUUUCUUUUAAUAGUAGUGAUGAAAAUUGCUUUAAUUGUGGAGAAACAUAUACUGAGACACAUUUUGCUCAAAAAUAUUGCAAAAAAUGUUUAUCGCAUUAUAUUAAUGAUAUAACUGAUUAUAAUGGUAUAUGCUUGGACGUACAUUACACAAUGGAAUUGGAAUGUAAUAAACAUGAGAUAAUCAAGACAAAAGUACCACAAAGUAUUCAAGAAUGCUGUGGAAAUUGUUCGAUAAUUCCAUUAUUUAAGCAAAUAGAAGGAUAUUUAAGUAAAUAUAAUUAUCUUGAUAACAAUAGUCUCCGCAUAUACAAUAAGGUGAUUGAAAGUGGAAAACAUUGUCAAUUAUGUGGAAAGUCAUUAGAUAAAUAUAUUACAAAAGAAUUUAAAUUAUGCUCAGAUUGUUAUCUAAUUUCAUUUGAAUGGAUAGAAUCAACCUUGGUCAAAAAGAAAAUUUUAAUUCUUUACUUACCAUGGUGGCACAAUGGUUUGUUAUGUAUAAAUUGUAGGUCAGAAUUAAUAUUUACAUCAGAUUGUCAAAAGUAUUGUGACAAAUGUCUUAUAAUUUAUAUUGGGUGCAGAUAUUGUUUAACAACAAACAUUAUUUAUGGACUUACAGACCAAACUCAAUGUAGAAAAUGUAAAAGAAUAUCACUCAUUAUAUACAGUAAUGUAGAUAGAGAUCUCGUUGUUUUCCAUCUUAAUGAUAAUUAUAUAUAUGACAAUUUAGAUUUUGAUUAUAUUGCAAAUAUUGUAAAACCAAUUGAUAAAUAUUUUGAACCACAAACUCUAUUUAGUUCUAUUAUUAAAAAACAAAUUGUAAAAAAUGAAAAUAUAAAGACAUAUGGGUGGAUACCAUAUUCUCAAUUUAAAAAUAUAAAAGAAAUGACAAAAGGGGGAUAUGGUAUUAUAUAUAAAGCAACCUUGUUAGGUUAUAAUAAAACACUAAAAACAGUCAUUUUAAAAAGAUUUGAAAAUUCUAAAAAUAAUAUUAAAUAUUUCAUAAAUGAGUUAAAAUCAAAUCAACAUUGUUCCAAUAAGCUGAUUUAUAAUUAUAUAAUUGAUAUUUAUGGCUUUACAAUGGAUCCUGAAUUAGGUGAUUAUAUAUUAGUUAUGGAAUAUGCGUCAGAGGGAGAUUUACAUAAGUAUUUACAAAAGAACUUUACAAAUAUUGCGUGGAAUAAUAAAAAACUUUUUAUUUUACAGCAAAUUUUAACAGGGCUUGAAUAUAUUCAUAAUAAUGAAUUUAUACAUCGAGAUUUCCAUAGCGGAAAUAUAUUAUUAGAUUUUAAAUGGAAAAUUGGGGAUCUGGGAUUAUCACAAUCUGUAAAUAAUGAAUCAUCAAAUGAUGAAAUAUAUGGAGUUAUACCUUAUAUUGCACCAGAAAUAUUUAAAGGAUCUGCAUUUUCUAAAGAAGCUGAUAUUUAUUGUUUGGGUAUGAUUAUGUGGGAACUUACGACGGGUUGUAAACCUUUUGCUAAUGUUAAACAUGAUAUUCAUCUUAUUUAUAAAAUUCUUGAUGGAGAACGACCCAAAAUUACAGAAGAUACACCAGAAUGUUAUGCUAAUUUAAUGAAAAGUUGUUGGGAUCCUGAUCCAAAAAAAAGACCACCGAUAAAAGAAAUUUAUUUAACUCUUGGUAAUUGGAUUUAUGAAAGUAAAUACAAUGAAGAAUUUGUACAAGCUGAAGAAAAAAGAAAUAAACUGAUAAAAUUAAAGAAGAUUGGUCCUGAAUUUGCUGAAAAAUAUCACCCAAAAGCCAUAUAUACAAGUAGGCCAUUAAGUGCUUUAAUUUCUAAAUGUUUAUCCACAAAUUCAUCAUCAACAAUUUCAUUUGUUAAUAAUCAAGAUUAUAAUUAUAUUUCGAAAGAAAACGAGCUUGAUAUAGACAUUGAAAGUUUAUCAUCGCAAAAUUUAACAGUUCAAAAUCCUUCAGCCUCAUUAAAAAAGUGA